CGGCCCAUCAUGGCGGAGGGGGCCGGUGCGGGGCCGCGGCUGGCGGAGCUGCUGGCGGCGGGCCGGCGGCUGUGGGAGGAGGUGGAGAACGGCGUCGAGCCGUCCUCGGGGGCCCCGGCCGUGCAAGAUAAGGUGCGGCAGGGACUGGACGCGCUGCAGCGAGCGGCUGCCAUGGUGGCGCAGCUGGACCUGUUCAGCGAGAACGAGGAGCUGGAGGAGAUCGCCUCGGCCGACCUGAAGUACCUGCUGCUGCCUGCCUUGCUGGGGUCCAUGACACUGAAGCAGGUCGACAUGAGCAGGAGACUGGAGCAUCUGGAGAGCGCUCGGGCCCAUUUCUGGCGCUUCCUCAAGCUCUGCAGGAGCUACGGGCUGGGCAAAUUCCACCUGCCCCCCGCUACUGCCAACUGCCCAGGAGAGGAAGAUUCUGCGAGCCCGGCCCGCAGGGGCCCUGCUGCUGCCCAACCCAGCCUGGUGGCCAUGGCAAUGAGCAGGCAAGCCAAAAUCGAAAGACAUAACCAGAAGAAAGAACUGGAGAACAGGUUGGCCUCCAUGAGAAGCUGUGUGGAGAGUGGGCAGGCAGAUGAUGAUCAGAUACGGGAAUUUUACAUCCUCCAAAUCCAGAAAUGGAUCAACACCAGCCUGGAGGAAAUUGAGAGUAUUGACCAAGAAAUGGUCAUCUUGAGGAGCAGAGCCACAGCAAAGCAGUCUCCAGCACCACCACAUGGUACUGCUCGGCAAGCCAGGACUCCGCUGAAGCCUUUCAUUCUCACCAGGAACGCUGCUCAGGCUAAAGUGUUUGGAGCAGGGUACCCUGGGCUGCCCACUAUGACUGUGGACGACUGGUAUGAGCAGCGUGCCAAGCAAGGAGUUGUGUCUGCUCAGAGUGUGCCUCAGAGAACACCAGCAGGUAUAAAUGAUGAAGAGAUGCAGAAGCAGCAGCAGGAGAAAAAAGAGGAAGAGGAUGACGAGGAAGCUCUUCAAAAAGCUCGGAGCUGGGACGACUGGAAGGACACUCACCCAAGAGGCUAUGGCAACCGGCAGAACAUGGGCUGAUGCUCUUGCUGCAGGGCCUGGGAGUCCUCUAAGAGUUGCCUGUGGCCUGGAGAUAGGGCAGUAAAUACGCUGUACAUACAUGGAGGUCUCUGGGAGGCACCAGGGGCAGAGGAGUGAACAUGAGAGUUGGCUUUGGUUUACAUUAAAGGUCAGACUGAGUGCACUGGUCAUGUACAGUGAUACCACAGAGCUCCCUCCUGUCAGGCAGGGCUCUUUGUGAGGGGUCAGGCUGCCUCUGCUCUUCCAGGCAGAGGAAGGCCUUGAUAGCAAAGUACCUGAAUUUGGAAACUGCUCUUUGUAUUGUGACUGGAUGUAUUUAUUUUCUUUUUCUCUA
This is a messenger RNA of Indicator indicator, 1387 nucleotides long. It is a transcript of the gene IGBP1, whose product is annotated as immunoglobulin binding protein 1. NCBI's taxonomy places the organism in Eukaryota, Metazoa, Chordata, Aves, Piciformes, Indicatoridae. Gene Ontology annotation, molecular function: protein phosphatase 2A binding. Gene Ontology annotation, cellular component: cytosol. Gene Ontology annotation, biological process: regulation of signal transduction; regulation of dephosphorylation. The record is from RefSeq and is a predicted model, not a curated record. The transcript has 6 exons. Bases 10 to 1053 code for a protein of 347 amino acids.